AAAGCGACUUGCCAUGUUGGAUCUUUUAAUAUUGGAAUCUCGACAAGGUUCUUUGACUGAUUCCGAUAUCAGAGAAGAAAUUGAUACGUUUAUGUUUGAAGGUCAUGAUACUACAGCAAUGGGUAUAAUCUUUACUUUAUUACUAUUAGCCGAACAUAAAGAUAUCCAGAAACGUGUGAGGGCUGAAGUCGAUACUGUGAUACAGGAAAAUGGAGGAAAACUUACCAUGAAAUCAUUGCAAAAUUUAUUAUAUUUAGACAGAUGUUUAAAGGAACACUACGUUUGUACCCGAGUGUGUUUUUUAUAUCACGAACAGCAGCGGAAGACGUGAAAUUACAUUCAUAUGUUGUGCCUGCCGGAACGGUUUUGCAUCUUAAUAUUUGGGGAGUUCACAGAGAUCCCAA
Nylanderia fulva is the source of this 404-nucleotide messenger RNA. The record is from RefSeq and is a predicted model, not a curated record. Lineage: Eukaryota; Metazoa; Arthropoda; Insecta; Hymenoptera; Formicidae.